AUGCCUUUGGUUAUGGGCAUGGCUCUGCUUCUGGGGAAAUUUCCCUGCAGCAAUAUGAAGAGAUAUGCCAGUGGAAAUGCCGCCGGUUUGGGCAACCUGCCUACCGUUCAGGCCGGGGAUAGAAGUGCCGACCUCCAGGUCGGCGUCGUGAAGCCCUGGUUGCUGCUGGGGUCGCAGGAUGCUGCUCACGACCUGGAGACAAUGAAAAAGCAUAAGGUCACUCAUGUUCUAAAUGUGGCAUAUGGAGUCCAAAAUGCCUUCCUCAAUGACUUUGUAUACAAGACCAUUUCUAUUCUGGACCUCCCAGAAACUGACAUUACAUCUUAUUUCCCAGAAUGUUUUGAAUUUAUUGAGAAAGCCAAGACCCAGGAUGGCGUGGUACUGGUCCACUGUAAUGCAGGAGUCUCCCGUGCAGCAGCGAUAGUCAUUGGUUUUCUAAUGAAUUCAGAAAGACUGAGUUUCGCUACAGCCUUUUCCUUGGUGAAAAAUGCGAGGCCUGUGGCUUGUCCAAAUCCUGGCUUCAUGGAGCAGCUUCACAAGUACCAAGAACAGAAUAUAAAGGCAAAUGGAAGCAUAAAUGAUCAUGACUGA
Messenger RNA from Apaloderma vittatum (bar-tailed trogon), 591 nucleotides. RefSeq names its product dual specificity phosphatase 19 (gene DUSP19). Gene Ontology annotation, cellular component: cytoplasm. The coding region runs from base 1 to 591 and encodes 196 amino acids. The record is from RefSeq and is a predicted model, not a curated record. Lineage: Eukaryota; Metazoa; Chordata; Aves; Trogoniformes; Trogonidae. Gene Ontology annotation, biological process: protein dephosphorylation; regulation of MAP kinase activity. The transcript is spliced from 5 exons. Gene Ontology annotation, molecular function: JUN kinase phosphatase activity.